UAACGACGGUGGGUCAGCUGACAGCUAUCCGAAGGACCUGGAGGAAGGAGCAGAAUUAGCGGGUGUGUGUGUGUGAGUGAGAGAGUGAACUGGGACCCUGACGGAAGCCGCACCGACGACAGAGCGGGGAACCGUCGGGUUGAGUUACUAGUGUGAAAGGCGAGGUUUGAUUUCACCAUGGCCUGUUGGGACUGAAAAACAGCCACGAUGAUAGGAGGAUUGUUUAUCUACAACCACAAGGGGGAGGUCCUCAUCUCCCGCGUCUACCGAGAUGACAUAGGACGUAAUGCAGUGGACGCCUUCCGCGUGAACGUGAUUCAUGCUCGGCAGCAGGUCCGAUCGCCCGUGACCAAUAUCGCCCGCACCAGUUUUUUCCACGUCAAGCGUUCCAACAUCUGGUUGGCAGCAGUCACCAAGCAGAAUGUCAACGCAGCGAUGGUGUUCGAGUUUCUCUACAAGAUGUGUGAUGUCAUGACGGCCUACUUUGGCAAGAUCAGCGAGGAGAACAUCAAGAACAACUUUGUGCUCAUCUACGAGCUGCUGGACGAGAUCCUGGACUUUGGUUACCCUCAGAACUCAGAGACUGGAGCUCUGAAGACCUUCAUCACCCAGCAGGGCAUCAAGGGACAGCACCAGACAAAAGAGGAGCAGUCUCAGAUCACCAGCCAGGUGACGGGGCAGAUCGGCUGGCGACGCGAGGGCAUCAAGUAUCGCCGCAAUGAGCUUUUCUUAGAUGUGCUGGAGAGCGUCAACCUGCUCAUGUCACCACAAGGUCAGGUCCUGAGUGCCCACGUGUCGGGCCGCGUAGUCAUGAAGAGCUACCUGAGUGGAAUGCCCGAGUGUAAGUUCGGGAUGAAUGACAAGAUCGUCAUCGACAAACAGGGCAAAGGCGGAGCAUCUGACGAUGCAGGAAAGAGUGAUUUAGGGGGAGGAAGUGGAAAGCAGUCAAUUGCCAUCGACGACUGCACCUUCCAUCAGUGUGUGCGUCUUAGCAAGUUCGACUCUGAGCGCAGCAUCAGCUUCAUCCCGCCUGACGGGGAGUACGAGCUCAUGAGGUAUCGCACCACUAAAGACAUCAUCCUGCCAUUCAGGGUAAUCCCUCUGGUCCGGGAGGUGGGUCGCACUAAACUGGAGGUCAAAGUGGUCAUCAAGUCCAACUUCAAACCCUCCCUGCUGGCUCAGAAGAUCGAGGUGCGCAUCCCAACACCCCUCAACACCAGUGGAGUGCAGGUGAUCUGUAUGAAGGGAAAGGCUAAAUACAAGGCCAGUGAGAACGCCAUCGUGUGGAAGAUCAAACGCAUGGCUGGGAUGAAAGAGUCUCAAAUCAGCGCUGAGAUCGAGCUCCUGCCCACCAACGAUAAGAAGAAAUGGGCUAGGCCUCCGAUCUCUAUGAACUUUGAGGUUCCCUUCGCACCCUCUGGUCUGAAGGUGCGUUACUUGAAGGUGUUUGAGUCCAAGCUGAACUACAGUGACCACGACGUCAUCAAAUGGGUGCGAUACAUCGGCCGCUCGGGCAUCUACGAAACACGCUGCUGAAGUUCACUGGGCGACAUGGCGGCGCUGACCACUUUUCAUCCCAUCUACCUGUUAAAGAUUUUUUUUCUUUGUCCUAUUCCUACUUUGUCUUUCUCGUCCUUCCUCCUAUCCCCCGUAGCUCCUCUCACCUCCCCUUCUCAACUAUGUGUUGGAGAUUGAAAUUACAUCCUGUAUGAAAAAAAAUAUGGUUAAAUGCACAGAUAUAUGCAAAAUGUGAAUCAUUGUAUCGUAUAUAUCUCGUAGUGAUAAGUAAAAACUUGUAAACCACAGAAAGAAAAAGACAAGUGAUUUUAGGGGAGCCAGGGGGAGAGAUGUGGAGACACCUGCUGGUGUCUUUGAGGGUUGCUCUGUUGUCUUAAUUCAGUGUUACCGUUCCACUCUGCAGUUCCUGUAGAAGUCCCACUUAUUGUACAAGAAUCCCUGCUAAGAUGAUGUGUAGCUGUUGUGGUUUAUAAUGAAUCCUGGUGUAGUUCCUGUAAAUGAGCUCCUGUCUCAGUAAAGUCUAACCUUCAAUUUGAGCCGCAUCGUUGUCCUGAUUCGUGUCACACACUGGCUUGGUAUUCAACCUCCGUUUUAUUUUUCCUGAAGUGGUUGACAUUUGGAUCUGUAGUUGGGGGAAAAACAAAGAGGGAGAAUUCACAAUGACUGGUUUGUCUGUAUGCUUUUUAGAAAUCUGUGCAGUCUGUACUCUUGCAUCUCCAGGCAGUCAGAGAAUACGAAUCAAAUCCAGAGGAGCAUUCCAGACAGUUUGAAAGUUUUACCGUUGUCCAGUUUUAAAGUGCUGUGGCUCCCGGUAAACAUUCUACCUGUCCCUUUAAGCACUAAUAUUACUUUUGUCACACUUUUAAUUCGAAGGCCAGGCCCUUGGAGUGUUUGUGUGUGUGUGCGUAUGUGUGCGUUAGCAGUGAGGUGAGGUCUCCCCCUGGUGUUUGCCUCCACACUAUCUGCUUCUUCAUGUUUGUAGCCCUGGUGACUAUUCUAUCCAAUAAAUCUGAAUAUGUAACCAAA
Messenger RNA from Cynoglossus semilaevis (tongue sole), 2544 nucleotides. Its product is annotated as adaptor related protein complex 2 subunit mu 1. Gene Ontology annotation, cellular component: clathrin adaptor complex. The transcript is spliced from 13 exons. Bases 208 to 1536 code for a protein of 442 amino acids. Lineage: Eukaryota; Metazoa; Chordata; Actinopteri; Pleuronectiformes; Cynoglossidae. Gene Ontology annotation, biological process: intracellular protein transport; vesicle-mediated transport. The record is from RefSeq and is a predicted model, not a curated record.